Apodemus sylvaticus (European woodmouse) is the source of this 4149-nucleotide messenger RNA. It is a transcript of the gene Znf536, whose product is annotated as zinc finger protein 536. The record is from RefSeq and is a predicted model, not a curated record. Gene Ontology annotation, molecular function: RNA polymerase II cis-regulatory region sequence-specific DNA binding; DNA-binding transcription factor activity, RNA polymerase II-specific. Lineage: Eukaryota; Metazoa; Chordata; Mammalia; Rodentia; Muridae. The transcript is spliced from 4 exons. Bases 1 to 4149 code for a protein of 1382 amino acids. Gene Ontology annotation, cellular component: nucleus. Gene Ontology annotation, biological process: regulation of DNA-templated transcription.
AUGGAAGAAGCGAGUCUGUGCCUUGGAGUGUCCUCGACGGCACCGGAAGCUGAGCCUCAUCUGAGCGGCCCAGUCCUCAAUGGCCAGUAUGCCAUGAGCCAGAAGUUGCACCAGAUCACUUCCCAGCUCAGCCAUGCCUUUCCUGAGUUGCACCCGCGGCCCAACCCAGAGGAGAAGCCACCUACAGCCCUUGAGGAGAAGGCCCACGUGCCCAUGAGCGGACAGUCCAUGGGCAGCCAAAUGGCGCUGCUGGCCAACCAGCUGGGCCGCGAUGUAGACAACAGCCUCAAUGGGCGGGUGGACCUGCAGCAGUUCCUCAAUGGGCAGAACCUAGGAAUCAUGUCUCAGAUGAGUGACAUUGAGGACGACGCCCGAAAGAACCGGAAGUAUCCGUGUCCUCUGUGUGGCAAGCGGUUCCGGUUCAAUAGCAUCCUCUCCCUGCACAUGCGCACUCACACUGGUGAGAAGCCAUUCAAGUGCCCCUACUGCGACCACCGCGCCGCGCAAAAAGGAAACCUCAAGAUCCACCUGCGGACCCACAAGUUGGGCAACUUGGGGAAGGGGCGCGGGCGGGUACGUGAGGAGAACCGUCUGCUGCACGAGCUGGAGGAGAGGGCCAUCCUGCGGGACAAGCAAAUGAAGGGCAGCCUGCUGCAGCCGAGGUCUGAUCUCAAGCCCGUGGCACAUGCCCAGCAGGCCCCAUUGACCACCUGCAACUUGGCCUUGCCUCCCAACCAUAGUGUACCCGAUGUAGCCCACCCGGCACCUUCCCCCAAACCAGCCACUCUGCAGGAGGAUUCAGUGACCCCGGCUGCGGGUUUCCGAUGCACUUUUUGCAAAGGCAAAUUCAAGAAGCGAGAAGAGCUGGACCGCCACAUCCGCAUUUUGCAUAAACCCUACAAGUGCACGUUGUGUGACUUCGCGGCCUCGCAGGAGGAAGAGCUCAUCAGUCACGUGGAGAAGGCCCAUAUCACCGCAGAGUCUGCCCAGGGCCAAGGCCCCAAUGGCGGGGGAGAGCAGUCAGCCAACGAGUUCCGCUGUGAGGUAUGUGGCCAGGUGUUCAGCCAGGCCUGGUUCCUGAAGGGCCACAUGCGUAAGCACAAAGACUCCUUUGAACACUGCUGCCAGAUCUGUGGUCGGCGCUUCAAGGAGCCUUGGUUCCUGAAGAAUCACAUGAAGGUCCACCUCAACAAGCUGUCAGUGAAGAACAAAUCCCCCACUGAGCCUGAGGUGUCGGUGCCCAUGGGUGGCCUGUCCCAGGAAGCCCAUGCCAACCUGUACUCUAGGUACCUCUCCUGCCUGCAGAGUGGCUUUAUGGCCCCGGACAAAGCCAGCCUGAAUGAACCCUCCCAGCUCUAUGGCAAGGGCGAGCUCCCGGCCAAGGAGAAGGAGGUUCUGGGAAAGCUCCUGUCACCCAUUCCCAGUAUGGCUCACAGUGUCCCCGAGGGGGACAAGCACUCCCUCCUGGGCUGCCUCAACCUCGUGCCACCACUGAAAUCCAGCUGCAUCGAGCGGUUGCAGGCAGCUGCCAAAGCAGCAGAAAUGGACCCUGUGAAUAGCUAUCAGGCCUGGCAGCUCAUGGCCAGGGGCAUGGGCAUGGAACACGGCUUCUUAUCUAAAGAGCAUCAGCUCACGCGCAACCACGAAGACCCUUUGGCAAACGCCGGAGUUCUGUUUGAUAAGGAGAAGCGGGAGUACGUGUUAGUGGGAGCAGAUGGCUCCAAGCAGAAAAUGCCUGCUGAUUUGGUUCACAGCACUAAAGUGGGCAAUCAGAGAGACCUGCCAAAUAAGCUCGACCCUCUAGAAGGCAGUCGGGAAUUUUUGUCACAUGGGCUCAACCAGACGCUCGAAUACAACCUGCAGGGUCCCGGGAAUAUGAAAGAGAAGCCCACUGAGUGCCCGGAUUGUGGACGGGUUUUCCGAACCUACCACCAGGUGGUCGUGCAUUCUCGAGUCCACAAGCGGGACCGCAAGAGUGACGAGGAUGCUCUGCACGUGGGGGUGGGCCUGGAGGAGCGGCGAGGCUCAGGCAGCGACCAGGAGUCUCAGUCAGUGAGCCGCUCCACCACACCUGGCUCCUCGAAUGUGACUGAGGAGAGCGGGGCCGGAGGUGGCCUGUCGCAGACCGGAAGCGCCCAAGAGGAUAGUCCACACCCCUCUUCACCAUCUUCCUCAGACAUCGGCGAGGAGGCCGGGAGAGCCGGCGGCGUCCAGCAGCAGGCGCUGCUUCGAGACAGGAACCUGGGCUCGACCAUGAAGGACUGCCCGUACUGUGGGAAGACCUUCCGGACUUCCCACCACCUUAAGGUCCACCUGAGGAUACACACAGGUGAGAAGCCCUAUAAGUGCCCUCACUGUGACUACGCUGGCACCCAGUCAGCAUCCCUGAAGUAUCACCUGGAGAGACACCAUCGGGAGCGGCAGAAUGGAGCCGGGCCCCUGUCAGGACAGCCCCCGAGCCAGGAGCACAAGGAUGAGUCCUCCAGCAAGGCGCCUAUGUUCAUCAGGCCGGACAUCCUGCGGGGAGCUUUUAAGGGUCUCCCCGGAAUCGACUUCCGAGGAGGUCCUGCCUCUCAGCAGUGGACAUCGGGCAUGCUCUCCUCUGGAGAUCACUCAGGGCAGGCCACCGGCAUGUCCUCAGAGCUGUCUUCAGAUGCCCUAAAAGGCUCCGACCUUCCCUCCAAGAGCUCCCACUUCUCAGAGAUCGGAAGAGCUUAUCAAAACAUCGUGAGCAAUGGUGUGAAUUUCCAAGGGUCCCUGCAAGCAUUCAUGGACAGCUUUGUCCUCAGCUCUUUGAAGAAAAAGGACGCGAAAGACAAGGUCCCAUCUGACGCCCAUCCCAUGAAAGCCCAUACGGCGGAGGGUGGAGAGGAGAAAGCAAGCGUGAAGCCCUCCCAGCGGAAGUCGGAGAAGUCUCAGUAUGAGCCUCUGGACUUGUCUGUGCGGCCAGACGCCACCACCCUCCCUGGCUCCUCUGUGACCAUGCAAGACAGCAUCGCGUGGCACGGCUGCCUGUUCUGCGCUUUCACCACCUCGUCCAUGGAGCUGAUGGCCCUGCACCUCCAGGCCAACCACCUAGGCAAAGCGAAACGCAAAGAUCACCCCACAGGGGUGGCAGUCAACUGCAAAGAACAGGGGCGGGAGGCCAGCAAGGUCUCCGUACUGCCUUCCCUACAAUCAAACAAAGAGAUGGCCCUUUCUAGCGCUGUCGGUGUGGGCGUGCUCGACUCUGCUCCUGAGAAGAUGGCCCAAGGACCGGCCAAAGAGACUCCAGGGGACCAGAAGAGUGGCCAGUGGCCCGGCCCCGUGGACCCUGCCUUUUGUACCUUUCCAUCUGACUUCUACAAACAGUUUGGUGUUUACCCCACUAUGGCUGGCUCGGGGGCCCCAGGCGCCUGCCUCAACAAGAACCCCGAGGGCAAGACCCACCCAGAAGACGACGCCCCUAUCCUGAUCCCGGAAACCACAAACAAAAACACUACUGAUGACCUCUCAGAUAUUGCCUCCUCCGAGGACAUGGACUCCUCCAAGGGAGAAAACAAUGAGGACGAGGAGAUAGACACCGAACCAGAAAUGAUGAGCAAGCCGCUGUCUGCUCUCAGCAAGGAUGGCAGCCAUGAGGGCGGUGACGGCCUGCUGCCCCCAGGCGCCCCCCAGCCCAUCCAGGGACUGGUCUCACCUUUAGCCCAAGCAGCCGAGGAACAGUGGCACAGCCCAGGCCUCCUUCCUGCCCAGGACCCCUCGGCGGGGCUGCCCAAGCCAGAGCGGGGUCCCCCGGGCUUGGAGAAACCUAUGAGCAUGCUGUCGGUCCUCAGGGCCUACAGCGCCGAUGGCUUGGCAGCCUUUAACGGGCUUGCAAGCAGCACAGCAAAUUCUGGAUGUAUCAAGAGGCCAGACUUGUGUGGUCACAGGCCUUUCCAGUGUCACUACUGUCCCUACAGUGCCUCGCAGAAGGGGAACCUGAAGACUCAUGUCCUCUGUGUCCAUCGAAUGCCUUUUGACAACAGCCAGUAUCCCGACCGCAGGUUCAAACGUUCCAGGGUCGACUCAGAGGCUUCUGGGAAUUUUGAGGAGGCUGCGGUUGUCAAGCCCGGGAGCUUUGCCGAGCUCACGGAUGAGAGAGGAAAAGGCCAGGAGGAGGGCAACUGA